This is a messenger RNA of Xyrauchen texanus (razorback sucker), 2269 nucleotides long. RefSeq names its product tuftelin-like. Bases 152 to 1294 code for a protein of 380 amino acids. Gene Ontology annotation, biological process: intracellular signal transduction. NCBI's taxonomy places the organism in Eukaryota, Metazoa, Chordata, Actinopteri, Cypriniformes, Catostomidae. Gene Ontology annotation, cellular component: intracellular anatomical structure. The transcript has 12 exons. The record is from RefSeq and is a predicted model, not a curated record.
CAGACGAAAUCACAGUAAAACUACACAGAAGAACGACGAGUGCUCGCGCUUACGAAACGAGCGUAGAAGGAUUUUUAACACCCAAAAAAAAAACGUAUUUAUUUAUAUUUAUUUAUUUAUAGUCGUUUUAGUUACACUCCAUUUAGUUAAAAUGAAUCGAAUGGGGAGUAUGUGCACGUUUGAUGAAAUCAGAGUGGAUGACAGAGUGAACGGGUACAGAAGACUCAGACUCACUCUACACGACCAGAACCAACAGCAGCCUAUCACAGAAAAGCCAAUCGGCAGAGCUUUUGAUUUGGUGCAACCAACCAGUGAAAGGCAGCCACUGAAGACAGAGGUGACCAAGCCGCCUGAGGAGCCCAUUGAGGUCAUAAAGAUAUAUCUGGACGAGCGUAAACAGGCACAAGCCAGACACCAACAAAGUCUAAAGAUGCUCUCAGACGAAGUUUCACAAAUACAGGAGGUAAGAUAUUGUCUGAAGAACCUCAGGGAGCAGAUGGCAGCUAAAAGUCAAAGAACAGAACACAAGCUGGUGUUAGCUGGUACUGGUCCCAGAAAAGUAAAUGGCACUCAUUCAGUCCUCAGUGGUUUAGAGAAACAGGAGAGUGUGGAUGAGCAGGAGAGAGAGAAGAUGAGGGAGGCCAGUAAGCGUCUGUAUGGUCAGCUGCAGGAGGCGGAGAAGAGGAACCAGGAAGAGAGAGACAAACUGCUGGCAGAGGCUAACCAGUACAAGCAGCAGUUAUCUGAGCAGAAUGACUAUCUGAAGAGGGUUCAACAGAGCAAAGAGCAGCAGGAUCAGCAGAUCCAAGACCUUCAACGUCUCAUGAGCGGGAUGGAGCAAGAGAGCUCCUCCCUCAGAGACCAGCUCAUGACCAAACAAGCCGAACUCCUGCAGAUGAGGGAAAAAAACAAGGAGGGGCAAGCAGGGAGGCAGAGUUUGGAAGAGCAGGAGAAGGAAAAUGCUAUUCUGAGAGAGAAGAUUCAUCACUUGGAUGACAUGCUCAAGAGUCAACAGAGAAAACUCAGGCAAAUGAUUGAGCAGCUUCAAAACUCACGCAUGGUAAUUCAGGAGAGAGACCGGGCGAUCAGGGAGCUGGAGGAGAAGGUGGCCAUGCUGGAGGCAGAGAACAAACAAAUGCGUGAUCAGAUGGAUUACUACUUGGGGAGUCAAAGGUCGAAUUCAUACUUGCCAUCAGAUAGCAAUGCGCAGAUUGUCUACAGCAAGCCUCUGAGACCAUCCACCCAUACCAACAAAAGCCUGCCCUUCAUCAAGGUCAUUGAGAUUAAAUCGUGAAUGUUACCACAGCAACUUUACAGCACUGCUAUGACAAUAGCACCAUCCUCCAAUACACAGUGCACCGCUGCAACAUCAAUGACCACACACCACAGACCUUCAUCAAAGGACAUUCUGAUUGCUUUAACAUCAAUCUAACUGUCUGAAGAACUGUUUUCCCAAGAGUACUGUUAACAGUGCAGAGCAUGUAGAGUACAGUUCUGUUACCUAACAUUAUUAUUAUUACCGUUAUUAAUACAUUUUCCGGAAUAUUGAAGUGACAGUUUUGGUUUGGCAGAACAAGGGCUGAAUAUAUCAAUAAAUAUGAAGACAUGUAAUGCAACUCGAAGUGAGAAACUCAUUCCCGUUAAUCAGAGGAGUACUUCUGUAUUUAUUUGAGGCUGGCCCUCUGAAGACGACGUCCCUCAAUGAACAUAAAUGGACAGAUAGAUUGUGUUGCUAACACACCCCGUUGAAGCUCUUUAUCUGUCUUAAUCUGCCUCAGCAUUAACUUGGCUAAAAAACUUUAAUGAAAUUAUAGGCUCUUAUUCUGAAUUUGAAAUGACUUUAAAUGGAUGAGAAAAGUGUUCUGUCCUUGCUUUGAUGAAGAAAUUUAAAACAUUGAAAAAGAAGGGGAAGGUCAUUCCCAGGUAUAUGAUGAAGGAUUGUAUAUUUGUAUCUAUAUUAAGGCAGAAAAUGUGCUAUUUGCACUUUUGCAAACAAAUCUGUGAUAAGCAGUCUAAUGACAUUCAAGAAAAGGUUCAGGGGUCAGAUGCAGGGACUUUUUUUUUCUUUGUGUGAACUUUAACCAUAUUUGAAUUCAAAGUUCAAGUUGGCCCAAAACAGACAUCCUUUAUUUUUUUGUAAUUAAAUAAUAUUUUUGUAGUUAAAAACUGUUGUGGUUUUCAAUGCUUGCAUUAAUGGAAAUGCAUAUUAUGUCUUGUAUUUAAAAAAUAAAAUAGUUUCCUGAGCUGUGAUGUUAUCUUACUUUCCUUA